AUGGUUGCGCCAGCCGUCCCGGAGUUGACUGAAGAGAUUCUGCAUGAGUCUAUCGAUUCCCGGACAGAGGUGCUUGCCACCCUUCGAGAAUUAGGACCACCAGAUCUCGUUCAAUUAAUCAAGCAAAUUCCGAGGAAUCCCUUGAAACAAGUUGGAGUUUACCAUCAUGUCACAGGAGUAGAUGCUUCAUCCUCCGCCAGCCUAGCUGCUUACAUUAAUACUCUCACUUAUAAAGAAACCAAUCAGUCAACCCAAAAGAUUGCUGAAGGUGUUUAUUGUUGUUACAAUGCCUUUUCUAGGCUGGACAUGCGCGUACACGUAACGAUACCUGGUAGUGUAGAUAGCUACUGCGUUGACGAGAGGGGAGAGAAAAGAACUACUUCCGAUGAGUUAUGGCUAGAGACAUACUUAUGUAGUGUAUUACGAGCAUAUUCUUAUGCGGACGACGGUAGCGGAGAUACUAUCCGAAAAAUAAUAGGCGUCCGCAGAUUUAAUCCAAUAACAACAACUGAAAAUGAACACAAGUUUCUUCAGGCAGCGGAGCAGUUGUUUUUCAGAGGUUGGCAAUUGGGGUCUUCGUCUGUAGUUCAGGUACCGAACAAUGUCUCAAAUCAUCUCACAUCUGGGCUUCUCAAAUAUUUUCAAACGACUGGCCGAUUUACCUCUGGUAUCAACCUUUUCGAAAAACUGAGAACAAAAAACGUCGAGGUUUCAUCUCUCCUAGCUAAAGUAUAUUUGAUGGGAAAUGAAGAAGUAAAGGCGGUCCGAGUUCUACACAACUCAGUAAAACAGUCCCCUAUGGACUAUGUUAUGUUAGAUACACAAGCCGAAUUUCUGGUGAAAAAAGCAUUAAAUCCCAAGGCACAACAGUUCAAGCAAGAAAGACUUCAAAUAGCUCUAGGAUGUGCCGACAGAAGUACAGUUGCGGCGCCAAGCGAAUUUGGUACAUGGGCUAGACUGGCAGAGGUUUAUGUCGCAAUGGAGGAUUGGGAGAAUGCCCUUACGACGUUAAAUUCAUGUCCAAUGUUUACCUAUCAGGAUAAAGAUGCGCCCCUGAUGCCUGAGCCGAAAGACAUUUAUCUUCCUAUGCUAUCCGAGACUCGUCUUGAAGAAAUUGAUAGCGAAGCAGAGCCAAAAUAUAGCGAGCAGGUCCAUCCAAGCUUACUAAGCUUAAGGGCAGUUCAAUAUAAGGGCACAUUCAAACACGCCUACAGUAUUUUGACAGAAAUGACGGCCAAGAUUGGAUGGGAUCAACUUCUUAAAAUAAGGAGUAAUGUCUUCGUGAUGGAAGAGGAAUAUCGUAGUGAAAAGAACCCUCCGGGGCAUCAAACUGGGCCAACACAACGAAACACCAGCACAGACGUUAUCAGAGGGAGUCCUAAUCUUCGCGAGAAUGGGGACCAAAUAAUCACAAAAACUGAUCACGUAGAACCUCUUUCACCAAAAUCCACCACCUCUGCGGAGAAAGUCUCACAACAGCCGGAUGUCGAUGAAUCAGUAGAAAGACCAACUCAUACUAUUACCCCAGAAGAGGUGCAGAAUGAAAACGAAACUGUAGUUGAGCAGACAGAAGAACAACUUUCUCGCUUCAAUAAUAAGCGCCUCUGUGAGCGAUGGCUUGAUAGCCUUUUCAUGGUCCUCUACGAAGAUCUUCGGAUCUACACUAUCUGGCGAACUGAAAUGGCUCAGUAUCGUGCGCAACAAAUGCAUUAUAAAAAAUCAGCAGAAGAAUGGGAAAUCUUGGGCUCUCUUGCUGAGCGCCUCCAACAUAAAAGCGAAGCCAUUGAAGCUUACCGUGCGUGUCUCUCGAUACGUUUUUCACCUAAAGCUCUAAAGGGAAUUUUAUCUGACUUUGAGGUGGAAAAAAAUCCCCGUGAUACGGUUGCCAGUGUAAUUCGCCUUAUCACUUGGCAGUACAGAUGGUAUUCAGAGUUCAGUCCAGAGCUCCUCUACAUUAUUCGGACCUUAAUCGAAGAUGAGGGUGCAUUAAAGAUCCGAAGUAUUAUUCAAGCCACAAGCCUUUCACAGAACGUCCUUGAUUUGACGCAUCAUUAUGCAGCUUUAUGUGCGGCCUUCCGAAGUUCUGGGACUGAUGGAUAA
Molecule: messenger RNA, 2100 nt
Organism: Blumeria graminis f. sp. triticale
Lineage: Eukaryota; Fungi; Ascomycota; Leotiomycetes; Helotiales; Erysiphaceae
Source: the annotation of a GenBank genome assembly